Molecule: messenger RNA, 6986 nt
Organism: Danio aesculapii
Lineage: Eukaryota; Metazoa; Chordata; Actinopteri; Cypriniformes; Danionidae
Gene: prkd3
Product: protein kinase D3
Biological process (GO): protein phosphorylation
Molecular function (GO): ATP binding; protein serine/threonine kinase activity
Source: RefSeq, a predicted model, not a curated record
GAGAGAAAAACAUUUGUGCACUUAUGAAGCUCAACUUCACAGUUCGACAGACCUGCCGUUUUCUUCAGGUUUUUACUUUCUCCGUUUGUGUGGCGUUUGUUAUUUUCCCGCGGAGAUGGAGAGCAGAUGUUAAGGCUCGUGUGCAGGAGCAGCAAUGUUGCAUGAAAAGAAGAUAGAAAGUUUCUCAUCGAGCUCUUAUGAGAGAGUCUGUUGGCGAGCGAUGCUCUACAGGCUUUAUUAAAGCUCAGAUCUUUAAAAAAAAAAGACACCCUGGAGCAAUCAAGCACUCAAUUUCCACUGAUAGUAAGCUUUUCUCAUCUCUUUCACUUGUUAGGGAAGCGCCUUUCCAGCAUUAAAGAUAUGAGCAGCUGGAUUAUGAUGGAAAGCUUUUUGUUGAGCAUCAAGCUGGCAUCCUGACUGCUUAGCCAUGGAGUGACACUUUAUCAGUCCAACAUGUGCAACAUAUGCCGAAAACUGCACAGACAGCAAUGAAUAUGCUAUGCAGAAGAUUGCAUGUUUGAGGGUGAGGUAGCAAAUAUAAUAAUUCUUUGCUCCAUUUUGCUACACCACGGAUAUCACAUGACUGUGACACUUUUGUUCACCUUUGAUUAAAAACACAACCUGUACUCUCAUCAGAUAUCAGCUACGAUUUCCAAGCUUGACAGUUUUACCCAGUUUGCUUUCAAUCUGCGGAGGAAACUAAUGUCUGCCAGUAGCACCUCUCCUCUGACCUUACCUAAACCCUUCGUCCACUCUCAGCAUCAGACUGCACCCCCAACCCCCUCUCCAUCACCCAGCCCUCCGGUGCCGCUCUGCGUCCGCGUCUCCAAUGGUAAUCACAGUGUCCCAAGCCCGACCAGCUCCAUCAAUGGAGUGUCCUUCCUCCUCCAGAUCGGACUCACCAGGGAGAUGGUCACCCUGGAUCCACAUGAUCUGUCACUCAGCUCUGUCAAGGAUUUGGUCUGCUCCAUAGUUGAUCAAAAGUUCCCAGAAUGUGGAUUUUUUGGCUUGUAUGAUAAGAUCUUGCUCUUCCGGCACGAUCUGAACUCAGACAACAUCCUCCAGCGGUUAACAUCAGCAGAGGAGAUCCAUGAGGGAGAUCUGAUAGAGGUCGUCCUGUCUGCUCAAGCUACAGUUGAAGAUUUCCAGAUCCGACCUCAUGCGCUGUACGUCCACUCCUACAAAGCGCCCACCUUCUGUGACUACUGUGGAGAGAUGCUGUGGGGGCUCGUCAGGCAAGGCCUCAAGUGUGAAGGAUGUGGCCUGAACUAUCACAAACGAUGUGCCUUUAAAAUCCCCAACAACUGUAGCGGUGUGAGGAAAAGACGUCUUUCAAAUGUGUCUCUUCCCGGUCCUUCACUGUCUGUGCCUCGUCCGGCACCAGCUGAACAUGCUGCCAGCAGCCUGGAGGAGCAGCGCCCUCAUCAGGAACCUGGAAAGCGAAUACCAUCAUGGAGCGGUCGACCAAUCUGGAUGGAGAAGAUGGUGCUGGGGAGGGUGAAGGUCCCGCACACCUUUGUCAUUCACACCUACACUCGUCCCACCAUCUGCCAGUAUUGCAAACGCCUCCUCAAAGGCCUUUUCCGGCAGGGCAUGCAGUGCAAAGACUGUAAAUUCAAUUGUCACAAGCGAUGUGCUUCAAAGGUACCAAAAGACUGUCUUGGAGUCUUCAAUGGAGAGCCGGCCAGUCCUGGUCCAGACUCUGACAGCACUAUGGAGGUGGACAGCAGUGAUGUGAACAGUGAUAGCGGCCGAGGACUGGAUGAUUCAGAGGAACCCACAACUCCCGAGGACAAGAUCUUCUUCAUGGACUCUCCUUUCAUGGACAGAGAGAAAGAUGAAGAACCUCUGAAGACAAUCAGUCCCUCCACAAGCACCAACAUCCCGCUGAUGCGUGUGGUUCAGUCAGUCAAACACACCAAACGCAGGAGCUCUACUGUGGAAGAAGGCUGGAUGGUGCACUACACCAGCAAAGACAACCUGAGAAAGAGACACUUCUGGAGACUGGAUAGCAAGUGUCUGACUCUGUUUCAGAACGACUCGGGAGCCAAAUAUUACAAAGAGAUUCCCCUGUCGGAGAUCCUGCAAGUGGAGGUGGCACGGGACUUUGGUAGUUUAGCGUUGGGUGGCAACCCACACUGCUUUGAGAUCAUCACUGCCACCAUGGUGUACUACGUGGGGGAAAACACUGGCGGACCCCACCUGCACAUCCACAGCCCUGCUCUUGCUUCCGGAGGAGUGGGGCUGGAGGUUGCUCAAAGCUGGGAAAGAGCCAUUCGCCAGGCCCUGAUGCCUGUUCCUGUCACACCACAGCCCAGCGUGGGCACAGCUGCAGGCCAUAGCAAAGAUCACAAGGAACUGUCCAUCAGCAUUUCUGUAUCAAACAGUCAAAUCCAGGAAAAUGUGGAUAUCAGCUCAAUCUAUCAGAUCUUUGCCGAUGAAGUGUUGGGCUCUGGACAAUUCGGCAUUGUUUACGGAGGAAAACACAGAAAAACAGGAAGAGAUGUGGCCAUCAAGGUCAUAGAUAAAAUGAGGUUCCCCACCAAACAAGAGAGCCAGCUGAGAAAUGAGGUGGCCAUUUUACAGAAUUUACACCAUCCCGGGAUAGUAAACCUGGAGUGUAUGUUCGAGACUCCAGAGCGAGUGUUUGUUGUGAUGGAGAAACUUCAUGGCGACAUGCUGGAGAUGAUCUUGUCCAGCGAGAAGAGCAAACUUCCAGAGCGCAUCACCAAGUUUCUGGUCACACAGAUCCUUGUGGCUUUGAGACACCUUCAUUUCAAGAAUAUUGUUCACUGUGACCUGAAGCCAGAAAAUGUGCUGUUGGCGUCUGCUGAGCCGUUUCCUCAGGUCAAACUAUGUGACUUUGGCUUUGCUCGGAUCAUCGGGGAGAAGUCUUUCCGGCGUUCAGUUGUGGGAACACCAGCAUAUUUAGCCCCGGAGGUGCUGCGCAGUAAAGGCUACAACCGUUCACUUGACAUGUGGUCAGUGGGAGUCAUUAUCUAUGUCAGUUUGAGUGGGACGUUCCCCUUCAAUGAGGACGAGGACAUUAAUGACCAAAUCCAGAAUGCAGCAUUCAUGUACCCGCCGACACCCUGGAAGGAAAUCUCUGCUGAAGCUACAGAUCUGAUCAACAAUCUUUUGCAAGUCAAGAUGAGGAAACGCUACAGUGUGGAUAAAACCCUCAGUCAUCCAUGGCUACAGGACUACCAAACAUGGCUGGAUCUGCGAGAGUUUGAAACACGGAGAGGUGAACGCUACAUUACUCAUGAGAGCGAUGAUGCACGCUGGGAGAAGUACGCUUAUGAGCACAGUCUGAUGUAUCCAAAGCACUUCAUUAUGGCACCAAACCUGGAUGAUAUGGAUGAGGACCCCUAGUGGACGUGAGCUGAACUCAGGUCAGAUGACCACAGAGAGCUGUUGACGGUCUGAUGCCGUUGAGACUCAAACACGAUGAAGCAGACUGAGAGGAUGGAAAGCUGAUUCAUGGCCAGCGAGCCUGACACUUUCUGGAUGUCAGUGAUGCUAAUGAAGAUGAGUGCAGACUCAAAGUGUGGAGGUUUCCAUUGGGAGCGUAUUCACAAGUAUUCAUGAUUGAUCUUUUCCAAACGGUGCUGUUAUGUUUUAUUUUUUAUCAAAGUGUACGUUCGGUAUGGCAGAAAGUUGGGUUACAUUACUACAAGGAUAUGAAUGACUUAAAAUGUAAAGGGGAGAGUGAUGCAAUUGUUUAUGUUUUUGCUCCUAGACUUUCAUUUUGAAAGCAUCAAACUGGAAAAUGCAUUUUUUAAUUGCUAUUCUUCUUUUAUUUUCUAAAUCGAUUUGCUACAACACAGGUUUUACAGCAGAUUGAAUGAUUCCAGAAGGCUUGGGGUUUUUUUGCACUAAACAAUGUGACUGCUGCAUCUGGUACAAUGAAGUGAGUUCUGUGAGGUGACAGCCAAGAGUUUGUGCUAGUGUUGGAUAAAACAAUUACUACAGUGUCUGAACUCUUCAUAAAGCCAGGAUGGGUUUGUCAGAUGUAAUGGGAGAUAUUAUCUUCAGUGGACCAAAGACAUUGGCGUCUGUCGUGACUCUUGUUCUGCUACAUAACUGUAGCCAUUGUCCUUACCAGCAGUCUUUACAGAGCCAUCUUUAUUUAUUCUUCAUACUGCAGUCUUAAAAUAAAAUAGCAACUGAAUAGUGCAUAUGUGUUAGUCAAAAGCCUACUGUGAGAAAGCUUUAUGACUUAAGUCACGUGUGCACUGUGACAUUUUUCAUUCUUCACGUUUAAUGCCUCGUGACUAAGCAAAGAGCCCAAAUGUGAGCAUGCAUACCAAUGAGCAAAACACCAGUCAUGAAAGUGUUUUUUAAAAAAAAAACACAUUGGGCUUAUUAUUUUGGUUUUAUGUGUCAUGUUAAAAAUUGUUCAGAGAUCAGUGAGAUCAGUGAUUUUGUUGUUUGCUGAAGUCAAGACAUUGUAACAGUAACACUUCUUGAUGGCUGGGGUAUUUUUGUUUUUUAUUAAGCGUCAUCUAAUGUCAGUGAGUGAUUUUGCAAAUUCACUCUGCUCAUUGCCAGUGAUAGUUACUAGGGUAUGAAUGCUAAAAAAUGUACCAAAAAAUGCUGAUGAUGAGCGUGAGGUAAAAUCAUCCUGGUGUGCACAAGCCUUUAGAAAGCUUUUUGAAUACAAACAUGUAUUUAAAGAAACGGCUAUUCAUUUUAGUUUGAUGAACAGUGUUAUAUUAUAUUCUAUUUUUAUUUUUCCCACUCUCUCUGUUUUUCUUUUUAUGUUUUGGUAUGUACUGUACUUUGUUCAGUGAACUUUGAAACAUUUAACUCUGAACUCCAGAACUGGAAAAUCUGAAAAAGAACAAUUUUUUAUAAUGGACUUUUUAUUGUAAAUUAUACCUACAAAAUUAAAAUAAAUCUAGAUGAAUUAGGUUUUUGAUUGUAGGUUGUACAUUGCACAUUUAUCCCUCUACACACAUGUUCGAUCAACAUUUGUUGGACAUACAAAUAUGGAGCCAGAUCAGUCUCAAAAAUAAUACAUUUACAAUUCACAAUUCACUUUUUACCAAAUUUUGUUUGUAAAUUCAAAACACAAUUCAUGAAUACAAAUCCAAUUCAUAAAUGUAAAACACAAUUCAUAAAUGUGCAAAUCCAAUUCGUAUAUUCAAAACACAAUUUAGAAAUGUAAAAAUCCAAUUUGCAUAUUCAAAACGCAAUUCAUAAAUAUGCAAAUCCAAUUCGUAAAUUCAAAACACAAUUUAAAAAUGCACAAAUCCAUUUCAUAAAUUCAAAACACAAUUCAUAAAUGUGCAAAUCCAAAUCGUAAAUUCAAAACACAAUUCAUAAACACAUAAAUCCAAUUUGUAUUUGCAAAGGACAAUUCAUAAAUGUGCAAAUCCAAUUCAUACAUUUAAAACACAAUUUAUAAAUGCCCAAAAAAUCCAAUUAAUAAAUUCAAAACACAAUUGAUAAAUGCAUAAAUCCAAUUCGUAAUUGCAAAGGACAAUUUAUAAAGUUGCAAAUCCAAUUCAUAAAUUUAAAACACUAUUCAUAAAUGCGCACAUCCAGUUUGAAAAUUCAAAGCACAAAUCAUAAAUGCGUAAAUCCAAUUAGGAAAUUCAAAACACAAUUCAUAAAUACGCAAGUCCAGUUCGUAAAUUCAAAUCACAAUUCAUAAAUGCAUAAAUCCAAUUUGUAAAUUGAAAAACACAAUUCAUAAAUAUGCAAAUCCAAAUCUUAAACUCAAAACAAUUCAUAAAACAUGCAAAUCCAAUUCGUAAAUUCAAAACGCAAUUCCUAAAUGCGCAAAUUCAAUUCAUAAAUUCAAAACGCAAUUGUGCAAAUGUGCAAAUCCAAUUCAUAAAUUCAAAACACAAUUCAUAAAUGUGCAAAUCCAAUCCGUAAUUUAAAAACACAAUUCAUAAAUGCCUAAAUCCAAUUCGUAAAUUCAAAACACAAAUCAUGAAUGUGCAAAUCCAAUUCGUAAAUUCAUAACACAAUUCAUAAAUGUGCAAAUCCAAACCAUAAAUUCAGAACACAAUUAAUAAACAUGCAAAUCCAAUUCAUACAUUUAAAACACAAUUCAUAAAUGCACAAAUCAAAUACAUAAAUUCAAAAUACAAUUCAUAAAUGUGCAAAUCAUUCAUUCAUUCUCUUUUCGGCUUAGUCUCUUUAUUAAUCUUGGGUCGCCACAGCAGAAUGAACCGCCAACUUAUCAAGCAUAUAUUUUACACAGCGUAUGCCGUUCCAGCUGCAACCCAUCACUGGGAAACAUUCAUACUCACUCAUUCACACGCAUACACUACCAACAAUUUAGCCUACCCAAUUCACCUAUACCGCAUGUCUUGUGAGGGAAACCGGAGCACCCGGAGGAAACCCAUGAACAUGGGGAGAAACCCAUGAACACGGGGAGAACAUGCAAACUCCACACAGAAACGCCAACUGACUGAGUUGACUGUGAAGCGAUUGUGCUACCCACUGCACCACCAUGCAGCCCAAAUGCGCAAAUUUAAUUAGUAAAUUAAAAACACAAUUCAUAAAUUUGCAAAUCUAUUUUGUAAAUUCAAAACACAAUUCAUAAAAAGGCAAAUCCAAUUAAUUUAAAGAAAUAUUUUAGAUUUUUACUUGUGAACUUAAAAAUUGUAUUUUGAAUUUACAAAUUGGAUUUGGUAAAUGUUAAUUAUGCUGUGCAUGUACAAGCUUUAUUUUGGUAAACAUAUUAUUUUUUUAGACUGAUCUGGCUCCAUACACAAACACUCUAGGUAAAAUGAACAAAUAUCAGGGUAAAAUAUGUUCUUUUUUUUUCUUUUCUUUUUUUUUUUAAUAGUUUAAAAAAAAAAUUAUCCCAACUCUCCAUGAAAGGAAAGCCAUUCCAUACGCAUACUGUACAUUUGGGACAAACAAAUCUCUAAAUCAUUACAUCACUAUGUUGCCGCUGGAUUGGCAAAUGUCAGUGUUCUGUAUAUUUCAGUAUGUCCUGAUUCAAUAAACUAUACACUCCA